Cutaneotrichosporon cavernicola is the source of this 1932-nucleotide messenger RNA. RefSeq lists its product as uncharacterized. NCBI's taxonomy places the organism in Eukaryota, Fungi, Basidiomycota, Tremellomycetes, Trichosporonales, Trichosporonaceae. The record is from RefSeq and is a predicted model, not a curated record. Gene Ontology annotation, biological process: protein modification by small protein removal. Bases 1 to 1932 code for a protein of 643 amino acids. Gene Ontology annotation, molecular function: peptidase activity. The transcript has 7 exons.
AUGUCUGGAUCCCCCGUCCAGCUCUACGUCUACGACCUCUCCCGGGGCAUGGCCAGGUCCAUGUCCCUCGCGCUCACUGGCAAGCAGCUCGACGGCAUCUGGCACACAUCAGUCGUCGUGUUCGGUCGUGAGAUAUUCUACGGGCGAGGCAUUAUGGAGGCUGCACCCGGCACCACUCACCACGGGACGCCAGUCCAGGUCAUCGAGUGCGGCGACACGCACAUUGACGACGACACGUUCCAGGAGUACCUCCUGUCGCUGAGCGACUUGUAUACGCCCAGCGCCUACCACCUCAUCGAGUUCAACUGUAACAACUUCACCGCCGACGUAAUCGGUUUCCUUACAGGAACCACCACCCCGGCGUGGAUCACUGGUUUACCAGCCGAGUUCCUGUCCACACCGCUGGGACAGGCUCUCAAGCCGAGCAUCGACCAGAUGUUCCAGGGAUCCAACCCGAACGAGCACUCGGCGUUCAGCCGCGACGGCCUGUCCCAUUCUUCCCCACUACCACCUCAGCCCAGCAACCCCAACCCCAACCCCAACCCCAACCCACAGGACCUCGCGUCCAUGCUCCUCGGCGCCGUCGCACAGCAGGCUGCCGGGUCCAUGGGCCCGAACGGCGCCAACCCGCCCCGGCCACAGGCGUCCAACCCAGAAACGUCUCCGCUCACGCUCGUGACGUCCAUCGCGAACUGGACAUCGAUUCUGAAGAACCACCACGCUGUCGUCGCCAACUUCACCAAUACCGAGGGCUGCCCGCCGUGCCGCAUGAUCAAGCCCGCUUACGAGGCGAUGGCUGAGACGUACGCUGCAUCUCAUGGGGCGAUGGGCGUGCGGUUCGUCGAGAUCGAGAUGGGUGUCGGUGAGGGCCAGAACAUUGCGUCGCAGUACAGUGUGCGCGCGACACCAACGUUUAUCUUCUUCAAAGAUGGGGUCAAGGUCGACGAGAUGGCCGGAGCCGACAAGCGUGGCCUGGAGACGCGCAUCGAGUCAUUCCUUGAGGACGUGUUUCCUCGUCACCCUCACGAGAAGAUCUACCUGGCAGCAACGUCGAAACUGUCCACCCAGCCCAUCACGCAGACCGUCGCUCCUGGCUACCCUGCACUGUUGAAGAAGCUCGAGAGCUUCCCCAACGCGACCAAGGCUCAUGUUGACGUGCUCCGCGCGGACGUUGUUCCGUUCUUGGAGGGCAAGGCGGUAUCUGACGCUGCUCUUCCAGGGUUAGUGGACAAGUGGACGGCAGCGACCACCGCACUCCUCGGCAGCCUGAAGCCGGCCGAAACCUUCCCCCUCAUCGAUCUCUGGCGCGUCGGGCUGACGAACACUCGCCUCGUCUCCGCUCUCGUCGUCCGCCUCGGCCCCAAUUGUACCAGCGCCGAACCUCUCGUCCCGAUCCUCUCCCUUACGUCCUCUCAACUCGCUUCACAGGGUGCCGCGACCCCCCGGCCCCUUCUCCUGACCACAUUGCGGCUGAGCACUAACGCCCUCGCACCGCUCCCCCUCGCCAACCUCGUCCUCACCGGCACCCUGCAGGAGCCUCUGGUCAGCGUGCUCGUCGAGUCCCUCCUCCACGCAGAGGUGAGCGUGCGCAAGGCCGCAGCCGACGUCGCCGUCAACGCAGCAGCGUGGCGCCACCGCGUGGCGAAGGAGUCGGGACAGGCGGCGCAGGAGGGCCCAGAGCCCGAAUGGGCGGUCGAGCUCCUCUCCGCUCUGCUUGAGAGCAUUGGUCGCGAGGCAGACCCGGAUGUCGGCCAUCGCCUCCUUGUCGCCUCGGCGCUCCUCAUCUACCUCUCGCCAGCGUACGAAGACACUGUCGCGCCCUUGCUCGAGGUGCUCGGCGCCCGCACAACGCUUCUGAACGCAGGCAAGCGGUGGGCUAAGGCGGACGUGCGCAGGCUCGCGGAUGAGGUGGCGACCAAGCUCUGCCCAUAG